UGGAGCUCUGGGUCUUUUGUUAGGCCCGCCGUCUCUCCGUCAACCGACGACCAGUCCUCACAAUCACAGUCUGGCGCAAUCCGUUGCAUUUUCGAUGCGAUGUCGACGGUAUCACCACCAUCACCGGCGAGGACACUGUCAGGUCGGAACCUUGCAUGCUGGGCGGCAUCAGGCCCCGAGACUCUGACGAGACAGCCCGACAAAAUGCGAGGGACUUUGCGCAGCCACACGCCAAUAACAGCUCAUCCUGGUGCGCAAGGCGCAGUACGCAUCCUACAAGAAUUGAAUUACGCCUACUUGGUCAACUUAGAAGGGCGAGGCCUGUCUCAUUGUGGCGCAGUGCCAUGGAACGGGCUGAUCGGGAAUCCCGGAGUAAAGAUUACCUCUACUUCGCUGCGGCUGAGAGAACUUAUAUUUCUUGUAUAGCACGGUCGAACAAUGAAAAGAACACGUCUGUCAAUGCUACUAGUUCGUGGUCGCAUCAUCGUUGUGAUAUGAAGAGCCUGUGUAUUUCUGCGACGCUUCCACUUGUCGAGAGUUUCUGCGCCGAGAGUCUCCUACUGGGGAGAAUCCGCACCCAAUCUUUCACUAAUAUUCAACUUCCCCAGGCAUGCCGGCUCUGCCUGCCCGACAACUCGACCGGGGAGUGCUGCGUCUCGAGCUCCGACGGUGUCCAGUUUGAGUGUCCCUGCUGAUACUGCGGAUACUGCUGCUGCACCUGGGCGGGCCCUUUCUCGCUCCAGCCGUCCUUCGGCUGCUGCGGUCCUUCCAUCAUCCUGGCGACCACCGGGUUGUUCUCCCCGCUGCGCCGGCUCUUGAAGAACAUCCACCCGGCCGCAGCGCUCAC
Messenger RNA from Microdochium trichocladiopsis, 847 nucleotides. RefSeq lists its product as uncharacterized. The record is from RefSeq and is a predicted model, not a curated record. Lineage: Eukaryota; Fungi; Ascomycota; Sordariomycetes; Xylariales; Microdochiaceae. The coding region runs from base 156 to 695 and encodes 179 amino acids. The transcript has a single exon.